Messenger RNA from Dryobates pubescens (Downy woodpecker), 1226 nucleotides. It is a transcript of the gene CTXND1, whose product is annotated as cortexin domain containing 1. The transcript has a single exon. NCBI's taxonomy places the organism in Eukaryota, Metazoa, Chordata, Aves, Piciformes, Picidae. Bases 51 to 230 code for a protein of 59 amino acids. The record is from RefSeq and is a predicted model, not a curated record.
UUGAUGAUGGUAGGAGCAAACAUAAACCCAGAUGAGGAGCGGCACAAGCAAUGGAGGGCCCAACCCCAGAGCCUGUGUACGUUGAUGUGGACAAGGGACUGACGCUGGCCUGCUUCGUCUUCCUCUGCCUCUUCCUGAUUGUGAUGAUUAUUCGCUGUGCCAAGGUCAUCAUGGACCCUUACAGUGCCAUCCCCACAUCCACAUGGGAGGAGCAGCAUCUGGAUGACUGAAAGGACCUCGCUAGACAGAGCCAGAAGAUGCUGCAAUCCGGGAGGCCCUUCCCAACAGGAAGGCUGCCACACAAACAGCCGCUCCCAGACCCGCAGGGCACUGGCACUGCCUCCCAGAGCACACAGCAGCAAUGAUUCCUGCUCAGCAGAUCAGGAUCUCAGCAAGCCAUGCUGGCAGCACAGCCUAACACUAUGCAGCAGCCCCUCUUUUCCUGAGCACAGCCAUCAUGGGCACUCAAGUAGCACAAGAUUCCCCAGGUGGUUCCCAGCAGAACUCCUGGUGUAGCACAGCUUGCCCUCCCCUCACGACCUCCCACAGACCCAGGCUCACCACCAGAAAUCUGGGAAAGCAACAGCAGCAUUUUGUCUUCCUGGCAAUAGAUUGCUCCAGAUGUCUUCCUCAGUCAUGAUGUUUGUGUUUCAGAAAAGGCCCAGGUUUUAUAAUCUCGUGUCCCAGAGCCCCCCCCCAAGUAGAAGCACUUCAGCAGCCCUGGCUAAGCAGGGUUUUGUCAGCAGAUUUCCUCUCAGCUCCCUUGGUUCUGCACACUCCCUGCCCCACUGCAGCAAGCAGGACACAGCAGCACUCAGCCCAUGCUCCCCACGAGGGUCAGGGACUGCUGGUUACCCUGUAGCAUCACCUGACUCUACCCAGCUCAUGCUGUAACCAGGCACAUCCUCUGCUGUGGGGCUGUGGCUUAGCCAGAUGUGUCAGACCACUUACUACAAGCUUGGUAGCCACCAAAAGCCUAUGGAGCAGAGCCUGGACGCUGCUGGUUUCAACUCCAUAAAGCCCUGCUUUGACCUUGCAAGAUUGGUUCCAUGUGCCAGCUUUGGUUUCAGGUGCACUUCAGUGGGAUGAGACACUAAUAGGAUGUCCAAGGCAAUAAGCAGAGACAUUGCUCCUAGCUUUUGUCACUCAGACUCCUCAGCAUGACACAGUACCACACAAUAAGCUGCAUUCUACCUCGGAGAAACCCAGCACCUUGCAAAGAAGGA